This is a messenger RNA of Passer montanus (Eurasian tree sparrow), 1477 nucleotides long. Its product is annotated as transcription factor 4-like. Lineage: Eukaryota; Metazoa; Chordata; Aves; Passeriformes; Passeridae. Gene Ontology annotation, biological process: regulation of transcription by RNA polymerase II. The transcript is spliced from 13 exons. The record is from RefSeq and is a predicted model, not a curated record. Gene Ontology annotation, molecular function: DNA-binding transcription factor activity, RNA polymerase II-specific; RNA polymerase II cis-regulatory region sequence-specific DNA binding. The annotation marks the transcript as partial. Gene Ontology annotation, cellular component: transcription regulator complex.
GGGGCCGCUCCGCAAACUUUGCAGCGAUGCUCCGCCAAGAGUACGCCAACAAAACAAAGCGCUUUAUAUAUUAAAAAAAAUUUAAAAAUUACAAAAAAUAAUAAAAAAGCGAAAGGAACGUGUAAUAAUUAAAAAAAAAUUGUUCCUUUCGGCCAAGCGGCCGCGUCACGUGCGCCCGCGGCCCCGUAUAAACGCGCUGGGCCAUGUGUGUGUGAGCUGGGCGAACCCAAGGUGGAAGCCAGGCAAAGUGCGGCGGCGGCCGGGCUCGGAGCUCCAUGAGCGGGUUUGUGUGAUUUUGCUAAAAUGCAUCACCAACAGCGAAUGGCUGCCUUAGGGACGGACAAAGAACUGAGUGAUUUACUGGAUUUCAGUGCGAUGUUUUCACCUCCUGUGAGCAGCGGGAAAAAUGGACCAACUUCCUUGGCAAGUGGACAUUUUACUGGCUCAAAUGUAGAAGACAGACCUAGCUCAGGGUCCUGGGGGAACGCAGGACAUCCGAGCCCAUCCCGGAACUAUGGAGAUGGGACUCACUACGACCACGUGGCGGGCAGAGACCUCGGCUCACACGACAAUCUCUCUCCUCCCUUUGUCAAUUCCAGAAUACAAAGUAAAUCAGAACGAGGCUCGUACUCGUCCUACGGGCGGGAUUCCAACCUCCAGGGCUGCCACCAGCUUUUUCCAGAGGAAAAAGUCGGGAUGAGGAAGCCAAAGCUCCGUGGGAGCCGCGUGUUCCGUGUGCAGCAGAGCCUGCUGGGAGGGGACAUGGAGCUGGCCACGCCCGGGGCGCUGUCCCCCAGCAAGCCGGGCUCCCAGUUCUACCAGUACGGGGGCAGCGCGCGCCGGAGACCCCUGCACGGCUCCUCCAUGGAAGUUCAGACAAAAAAAGUCCGGAAGGUUCCGCCGGGUUUGCCGUCCUCCGUGUACGCUCCGUCCGCCAGCCCGGCCGAGUUCAGCCGCGACUCGGCCGCCUUCGCCUCCAAGGGCGGCGCCGCCUUCCCCGGCUCCUUCUUCAUGCCAGAUGGGCAGCACAGCGGCGAGCCCUGGAGCUCCUCCAGCGCCAUGAGCCAGGCCGGCUUCCCGGGGAUGCUGGGCAGCUCCGCGCACGCGCCCCUGGGCCAGGCCGGCGCCUACUGCGGCCUGCACCCCCACGAGCGCCUGGGCUACCCGGCGCACUCGUCGGCCGAGCUGAGCUCGGCGCUGCCCCCGAUGUCGUCGUUCCACCGCGGCUCCAACGCCUUCGGCUCCUCCUGCACGCCCCCGGCCAACGGCGCCGAGCCCCUGCUGGGUGAGCCGCGGUGCCGGAGAGCACUCGGGAAAGGCACGGGAAAACAGGGGAAAGGCACGGGAAAUGGCUACCCGGCGCACUCGUCGGCCGAGCUGAGCUCGGCGCUGCCCCCGAUGUCGUCGUUCCACCGCGGCUCCAACGCCUUCGGCUCCUCCUGCACGCCCCCGGCCAACGGCGCCGAGCCCCUGCUGG